Messenger RNA from Anopheles merus, 10767 nucleotides. It is a transcript of the gene scrib, whose product is annotated as protein lap4. The record is from RefSeq and is a predicted model, not a curated record. Gene Ontology annotation, molecular function: protein binding. Bases 872 to 9451 code for a protein of 2859 amino acids. The transcript is spliced from 23 exons. Gene Ontology annotation, cellular component: adherens junction; postsynaptic membrane; postsynaptic density. NCBI's taxonomy places the organism in Eukaryota, Metazoa, Arthropoda, Insecta, Diptera, Culicidae. Gene Ontology annotation, biological process: neurotransmitter receptor transport, endosome to postsynaptic membrane; neurotransmitter receptor transport postsynaptic membrane to endosome.
GUCACCGCUGCUGCUCAUCUCGCUCUCUCUUUAUCCGGCAGAAACGGGGCGAAAAGCGCACUGCUGGAAUUGUCGCGCGCGCUCGGCGUUGUUUUAGUCUCUCCCUCACCGCCGUACCGUGUGUAUGUGUGUGCGGACGCGCUCGUGCUCGCGGUUGUGUGUUUUCGGACCCUGUUUAUUCGUGCGUGCGUGCCAGUUUGUUGUUUGCGAAUCUUUUUGCAAGCGUUCUUUUUUUUUGUUUGGAUGGUUUAGUGGCGGCGUUUAGCUAGAAAAGUAAAUACGGCUUGAGCCCAGAAGGUUCGCCGAUCCACGCGCCAAGACGACGACGACGACGGGAAGGAGAAGAAAAAAAAGAAGAAAAAGUAGCACCAGCAACGGAGGGGGUGGAUGCGGGUGCGGACGCGCAGAGAGCGAAGGCGGCGACGGUGUUGAUGUUGAUUGCCAAAACGCGCCCGACGUGCUGCGGAGGCGGUGGUGGUGGCAGCGGUGGUAGCAGUAGUGGUGGUGGUGGUAGUGAUAGUGAUCGACGAUCGCACGCCGGAAGCAGCCCGGCAGGAGGACGCGCGCGACCACAGGCGACAGCGACGGACAGUGGUUAAAGGUCCCCUCCCCCCCACCCCGCAUCCUCCUCUCCUCACUCUAGCGGCAAACGCUAGCAGCGGACGAGCGACGACGCACGGAAGAAGCAAGUGAGCGAAAGCGGAAGAAGAAGAAGAAGAAGAAAAAAAAGAAUAAGAAGUACAGCAGGAAACAGUGUGAAACAGUUGUGUGGAUCGAGUCCUCCCCCACCCCCCAACCCCGCCCUGUACGGUUGGGCAUCGGUUUUUUCGACCCCCGCCGCGGGACCACAGGACCACAGGCCGCCGACAGGAUGUUCAAGUACAUACCGAUAUUCAAGGGAUGCAACCGGCAGAUCGAGUACGUCGACAACCGGCACUCGUCGCUGCCGAACGUGCCGGAGGAGAUCUUCCGCUACUCGAACAGUCUGGAGGAGCUGCUGCUCGACGCGAACCACAUUCGCGAUCUGCCGAAGGGCUUUUUUCGCCUCUACCGGCUGCGGAAGCUCGGGCUGAGCGACAAUGACAUUAUCAAAAUUCCAUCCGACAUCCAGAACUUCGUCAAUCUGGUCGAGCUGGACGUGUCCCGAAAUGAAAUCGGCGACAUACCGGAGGACAUCAAGCAUCUGCGCAGCCUGCAGAUAGCCGAUUUCAGCUCGAAUCCCAUCUCGCGGCUGCCGGCCGGCUUCACCCAGCUGCGGAAUUUGACCGUGCUCGGCCUGAACGACAUGUCGCUCAUCUCGCUACCGCAGGACUUUGGCUGUCUGUCCAAGCUGGUGUCGCUCGAGCUGCGGGAGAACCUGCUGAAGAACCUACCGGAGUCAAUUAGCCAGCUGACGAAGCUGGAGCGCCUCGACCUGGGCGACAACGAGAUCGACGAGCUGCCGUCGCACGUCGGCUACCUGCCGUCGCUGCAGGAGCUCUGGCUCGACCACAACCAGCUGCUGCGGUUGCCGCCCGAGAUCGGGCUGCUCAAGAAGCUCGUCUGCCUGGACGUGUCGGAGAACCGGCUGGAGGAGCUGCCGGAGGAGAUCGGCGGCCUGGAGUGUCUCACCGAUCUGCACCUCUCCCAGAACCUGCUCGAGACGCUGCCGAACGGCAUCUCGAAGCUGACCAACCUGUCGAUCCUGAAGCUCGACCAGAACCGGCUGCACACGCUGAACGACAGCAUCGGGUGCUGCGUGCACAUGCAGGAGCUCAUCCUGACGGAGAACUUCCUGAGCGAGCUGCCGGCCACCGUCGGCAACAUGCUGGUGCUGAACAACCUGAACGUCGACCGGAACUCGCUGGUCGCGGUGCCGAGUGAGCUCGGCAACUGCCGCCAGCUCGGCGUGCUGAGCCUGCGCGAGAACAAGCUGACCCGGCUGCCGGCCGAGCUGGGCAACUGCGGCGAGCUGCACGUGCUGGACGUGUCGGGCAACCUGCUGCAGCAUCUGCCCUACUCGCUCGUCAACCUGCAGCUGAAGGCGGUCUGGCUGUCGGAGAACCAGUCGCAACCGGUGCCAACGUUCCAGCCGGACGUGGACGAGACGACGAACGAGCAGGUGCUGACCUGCUUCCUGCUGCCCCAGCAGCGCUACGUCCCGUCCAACCCGAGCCAGCGCGAGGACACCGACUCGGAGAACUGGGAGGAGCGGGAAGCGUCCCGCACGCACUCGGUCAAGUUUACCGAGGACUUUGGCGCGGACCGGGACACGCCGUUCGUGCGCCAGAACACGCCCCACCCGAAGGAGCUGAAGAUGAAGGCCCACAAGCUGUUCGCGAAGGAGCGCAAGUCGGACGACCUGUCCGGCAAUCUGGACACGCUGUCGGAGGAGAGCGCCUCCCGGCCGUCGCUGCUGAACCGGUCCGGCUACGGGACGGCGACGAUGGAGGACAUCCAGGGCCAUGCGAUACCGCACGACGAGGAGCAGGGCGAGGCAGCAGCUGGAUCGGCGGAGGCAGGCGGCGGCAUCGAAGGGGCACAGGACGACGAGGACGGGUACGAGAAGCGGGUAGGGUUCGAGGUGAACGAGGACGAGGACGACGACCCGGAACGGCAGCAGUACGGCGAGGACGGCGAUGAGCACGGUGGCAAAAAGCCGAUAUCGAAGCUGCAUCGCAGAGAUACGCCACACCACUUGAAGAACAAGCGGGUGCAUCACACCAUCACCGAUAAGAACACGAACCUGAUGUUUAACUCGCUGAAGCUGAAGGAGAUGACCCCGCCGAAGCUGGACGAGCAUCCCGCGAUGGAGCCGCCGGUGCCACCGUCCGCUACUGCCAGCAUCGCCGAAGACACGCUCGACACGUACACGGCGCUGAAGGAGGAACGGCUGGAGAUACACAUCGAGCGUACGUCCGCCGGGCUCGGGCUGAGCAUUGCGGGUGGGCGCGGUUCCACCCCGUUCAAGGGCGACGACGAGGGCAUCUUUAUCUCACGCGUCACCGAGCGGGGCCCGGCGGACCUGGCCGGCUUGAAGGUCGGCGAUAAGGUGCUGAAGGUGAACGGUAUCUCCGUGGAGGACGCGGACCAUUACGAUGCGGUCGAGGUGUUGAAGGCGUGCGGCUCCGUGCUGAUACUGUACAUUGCCCGCGAGGUGACGCGCCUGAUCGGCCAUCCGGUGUUCGACGAUACGGGCUCGGUCGCGCAGAUCAGCGUGUCCGACCAGGACGCGCUGAAGCCGCCGCCCCUGGUGGGCGCACCGCUGGGGCUGCCGACCGUGGACGGUGCGGGCGUACCACCGUACAUGGGCGCCCUCUCCCCCAACACGGUCGGUUUGCCGAACGGUGCUGGUGGUGGUGUUGGUGGUGGUGCCCUGGACAUGCCGAACGGGAACGAAAUCACGCAAAAGAUCAUCCUGCACACGACGCUGAUCCGGGACCAGAUCGGGCAGGGGCUAGGUUUCAGCAUUGCCGGCGGCAAGGGCCACGCACCGUUCAAGGACGGCUCCGAGGGUAUCUACAUCUCCCGGCUGACCGAGAACGGGGUGGCGCACAAGGACGGCAAGAUAAUGGUGGGCGAUCGGGUGCUGGCGAUUAACGGAGUCGACAUCACGAACGCCCAUCACGAUUACGCGGUGCAGCUGCUGACCGAUCAUCAACGCUUCGUGCGCCUGGUGGUGCAGCGCGAAGUGAAGGGACCGCUGGAACCGCUGCACAGCCCCCGCAGUCCCGUCGUCGGUCCGAAUAGGCCUCCCGGCGCCGCUGCCGGCGCCUACCUGCCCAAUCGGCUCGCCACUACCUACACCGGGUACCGGCGCACGGCCGAAGACGGUCAGGAGCAGGUUGCUGCCGCCCAGCAGGCCCACCAUCACCAACACCACCAACCGCCCGACAGCGAACCGGCGGCGAAGGUGGUCGAGGAGCAGCAACAGCAGCAAAAGGUAACUGGCGGGGCUAAUGCACUUUCACCUAGCUCCUCAUUUGCACCGCACACGUCAUCCAACGCCCAGCAGCAGCAGCAGCAGCAGCAGCCUCCGCUGCCUGCACCGCGUACAGUAUUAAUGCAAAGCGUAAAUAACAAACACGGCACCGCUAACAACAGUAGCUUGCCGGACGGCGGCACGAAAGGUAACAGCAAUGGCGUAAUAAUGCACACACAGCAGCAGCAGCAGCAGCAGCAGCAGCAGCAGCACCAGGAGCAUCCGAUGGAAGCGCCCCCGGUGUCGGCCACGAAUAAUGGGGUGGUAGCGCACACGGCUGCCACUAGCGACGACCCGCAGGUUGCAGCGAGGCCCAUGACCAGCGCAGACUUUCAGGCCAUGAUACCGUCUCACUUUAUCAGCGGCGGCGGGCGGCAGGUAACGGUGGACAAGUCUGACCACGGCCCGUCGGUAACGGUGACGGUGCAGAAGGCCGUGCCGGACAUGCCGAUGUUGCCGCCGGCACCGACCGAGCUCGGCACCGUCACGGAAACGAUUACCAAGUCAACGUUCACUGAGACGGUAAUGACCCGGGUCACUGACAAUCGCUUGUUGGAACCACUAAUCAGCGAGGAGGUUAUCCUGCCGAAAGAUCAGGGUUCGCUGGGCUUCAGUAUUAUCGGUGGCACCGACCAUUCCUGCACCCCGUUCGGGGCAAACGAGCCGGGAAUAUUUAUAUCGCACAUCGUUGCCGGCGGAAUUGCGGCCCUCUCCGGUAAGCUGCGCAUGGGUGACCGCAUCCUGAAGGUGAACGGUACCGAUGUGACGCAGGCCACCCACCAGGAGGCGGUGAUGGAGCUGCUGCGACCGUGCGACGACAUCAAGCUUACCGUACAGCACGAUCCGCUGCCGGCCGGCUUUCAGGAGGUACACAUCGUCAAGCAGGACGGCGAACGGCUAGGCAUGCAUAUCAAGGGCGGGCUGAACGGGCAGCGCGGCAACCCGCUGGACAACGCGGACGAGGGCGUGUUCAUCUCCAAAAUCAACGCGAACGGGGCGGCCAAGCGCGACGGCCGGCUGCGCGUGGGCAUGCGCAUCCUGGAGGUGAACGGGCUGUCGCUGCUCGGCGCCUCGCACCAGGAGGCGGUCGAUGCGCUCCGCGCGUCCGGCAGCAAGCUGCACCUGGUCGUGUGCAAGGGGUACGAGAAGUCGGACCUGCUGCAUCUGGCCGGCAGUGCCGGUGGCAUGAGCACCGGGCUCAGCAACAAUGGUGACAGUGCGCGAAUCGGGUCCCGCGCCUCCGAAACGGGAUCGGAGCUUAGCCAGAGCGUGUCCAGCCUCGAUCGGGACGAUUCGGUAAUAAUGGCCGAAGCGCACCGGAAGCUGAGCGUGGACAAGAUCGACGAGGAGACGCUGCCCCCGAAGCCCGCGGCCCACGAUCAGCAUCCGAUCGACCAGCCCGAACCACCUACCUCCCAAGCCCUUAUCAGUGUCAAUCCGAACGACCAGCAGGUGGCGCUCGGUCCGAAGGAGAAAAGCACCCCCGAGAAGGUACUGGAUAUCGUUCGUGCCGCCGAAUCGCUAGCGCUCGGCAGCCAGCUAGUCGAGAACGGGCCGCCCAAGUCGCCGACCGAGGUGGCGUCCGAACCGCUGCAGAAAACGACCACUAUCGUGAUGUCCAAGCACACCCUCGAUACCCAGGCACCUCAGGUCGAGCGCCGCUUUGGAAGCGUCCGGUCGUUGUCGCAUGCGAACGAACCUCCCAUCUCCUCAAUUAACUCCUCCACCGCCACGGUAGCGACGAACCCCGCUACCACCGAUACUAACUACCACCACCCCUCGAAGGGUGAUCAGAAGAUUGUGCGACCCCACCGACCACCGCCGCCGCCACCGCCACUGGCAGCAGCAUCCACCCACACCGCCACCCCCAUCACCAACACCGCCACCAUCCAAUCACCGUCCGCCGGGGCGUACCUGGACCGUCCGCCAAGCAUGAAACCACCGCCUCCACCGCCGAAGGUGGAACCGGGCAGCUCCUCGACCACCACGACCACCACCUCGCACCGCAAGUCGGUCAGCUUCGAUCUGCACGAAGAUACGCACGGGUUCGAUACGGCGCUCCAUCAUGCGCGGGCCGCCUUCGCGGGUCCCUCGCCGACGCCCGACCUGAAGGGCAUUCUGCGCGCGAGCAGCCCCUCCAAUCGCAGCAGCAGCUCGACGCCGGAAGGUGUCCAGCAGGUGCAGCCGACGGUGGCAAACUUGGAUAGCGAUCCGGACACCGAUUCCGACACAGACACCGAAUCCGAUACCGAUUCGGACGCGUCGGGUGGUUCGCACGAGCUGCUGCCGGCGGCAGCCGGCGGCCAGCAAGCAAAGGAGCAGCCGCCCGCCAGCAAUCCGAUCCGCCGGGCGGAGGUGGUGCGCAACCAGGCCGCUCGCAAGCUGCAGGAAGAGUUCGGGCAGGGCGAUCUGGUCGAGUACGAGCACGACACGGCGACGAACACGAUCCGGGAGGUGUCGGUAGGGCCCGGCCCGGCAGCCCGCGGUCGGCCCGAGCGCGUCGAGAUGCUGUCGGCGAAGUUCGAAACGCUGCCGGUCAAGCGGACGGCCCAGUUCGUGCACGAAAACACGCCGAACAAUCUGCUGGUGCCGGACGAGGUCCAUCGCCAAGUACUGCUGGAGGAGAACGAGGUGCGCAACAAGCUGCUGGCACAGUACGCCCACGAACAGCAGCAGCAGCAGCAGCAACAUCACCACCAUCACCAGCAGCAGCACAUGUACACCAUGCACCAUCACCACCACACGGGCGAGCUGUUGGGCCGGGUGCCUUCGCCGUACCACCUGUACGAUUCCGGAUCCGCGUCCGUCUCGCCCCUGCCGUCCCACUACAUCCCGGUCAGCAGCGUGUACGAUCAUCACCAGCAUCUGGCCAAGCUGGGCGGCCCACUGUCACCACCGCCGCCGCUACCAUCCACAGCGCCACCACCACCACCGUCCGACGUUGGCUACCACCAUCUGCCGCAGAUCUACCCGCCCGUUCAGAUCCUGCCCGUGCACUACACCAAGCUGCCGACCCCGCAGCACACCAUCUACACGUACGCGUCCGGCUCGGUGCCGGUCAGCCACGCGCCGAUCGUCUCGCUGGCGGCGAGCAGCAGCCAACCGGCCCCGUACUCCUCGCCCUACCACCUACCACCGUACGGCACCGGCGCCGGCCCGACCUACCUUUCCACCGCCCACCCGUCCAGCAGCAUCGCCGCCGGCCCCACCCCCCACCACCACCACCACCAGGUGCUGAUGUCGUCGCCGCCUCUAGGUCCGAAGACACCGAAGAGCGUGUCCGACAAGAAGCGAUUCUUCGAGAACGCCAUGGAAGAUCAGCAGAAACCGACGCCCAAAUCAGAUAAAGUCUUCUCUUUCCUAUCGCAAGACGAGGUAGAAAAGCUGAGACAGGAGGAGGAGCGCAAGAUCGCGUCGCUCGGCAAGGACCGGGUGCACCAGCGGUUCGGCGACGAGGAGGACGAGGACGACGACAACCGGUCGGACGGUGGCGACCGGACGCCCGGCGACAAGUCCGACAUCAACGACAAUAACAUGAGGGAGGAGUCGGCGACGGGCCGGACCGAGGAAGACGAGCAGAGCAGAGUGGCCGGCGGGCUGCUGAUGGCGGCGUCACCGCUCGCGAAGACGCCGAUGAGCCGCAUCCCGAUACGGACGGUGAACGCGGAGAAGCGGGCACGUGCCAGCAACUGUCUGCCGCCGGAGUACGACGAGUCCAAGCUGAGCCCGUCCGAGAUUCGUGCAUUAAGAGCCCAGAAGCGUGCCGCAUGGCGGCAGGCCCGCCUAAAGUCGCUCGAAAACGAUGCGCUGCAGGCCCAGAUCAUGAUCCAGACGAUGGCGGCCGGACUCGGGCUGCACGAGGACUCGCUGCUGAACUCGAGCAGCGCCAGCGAAGGCGUCGACGGAAGCUUCUCGCAGAGCGCACUGACGACGAGCAAUGUUUCGCCGCUGCCGGCCGCACAACAGUCACCGUUACUAACGCCGCCCGCACCAUCGGCGGACAACAACGAUGAGAACGAGCCGUCCGCCAACGGCGACGACGAUGACGACGACCACCACCACCACCACCACGAUGGACGGAGCAGCAGUGCGGACGAAGCAGGCGGUGCGGACGACCGGCUGCAGCGGCGGUUUCCCCGGCUCGCGGUAAAGUCCCGACCGGGCAGCGAGAUCGUCGUGCGCGAGACGGAGAAGGUCGUGGAGGAGAAGGUGACGCGCCGGACCGAGGAGGCACCGGGCGGCGGCCUCCGCACGGUUGAGUACAUUGAGAAGGUCAUCGAAACCGAGGUGGAGACGAUGCGCGAAAAGAUUAUCAUGUUCGAGCUGGAAGACUCGUCGUCCGCGGACAGCGAGCGGGACGGGGGCGGCAAGGUGGAGGCAAAGAACGGCAUGCCCACCGACCAGCCGGACGGUACGGACCGGUGGCUGGACGGGAGCGAGCCGGCAGUCCGCCAGCCGGAGCAGCCGGUGCAGCUGCAAACGAUCGUCGAGGUGAUCAAUCCGAUGCUGACCGGGGACGGCCAGCCGAACGACAUUGCGAUCGGCCGGUACAGCGAUGUGGCGUACGGCGAGGAAGACUCGCUCGUGGUGGACGGCGUGGAGGACGACGGGUCCGUCACCACCGCCACCGAUGCCACCGAGUACGGCGGGCGGUACGCGUACGAGCACGGUGCGUACGAGUCGAUCAACGACAAGAUGAAGCACGUGCUGCGCGAGCUAAAGCAGAACGAGAAGGUGCGGCAGAACCUCUCCAAAAGCUUGACCGAGGAGGAAAUUUUGGCCCUGCAGGCGCAAGAGCUAGCGGAACAGGAGGAAGACGGGCUCGAGGAGGAGGAAGAGGAGGAGGAGGAGGAGGAGGAGGAGGAGGAGGAGGACGUGCGGGAGCAGUACGAGGAGAAGACGGGCGCCAUCGGCACGGUGUUUAUGGUGCGCGAGCGACUGAUCAACGAUUUCUACACCCACCAGACCGAGCUGGCCCAGGAGCAGCAGCAGCAGCAGCAGCGAAAGUACCACCAGCAGAAGCUGAUGGACGAUCCGGCCUCGUACCGGGACUGCGAGGUGAUCACGAACCCGAACGCGGACCGGUUUUCGCCCACGUUCGACAACCAUUCCGGACCGGCGGGCCAGCUGUACCACCAGACGAUCCACUCGGAGAAGCUGCGCGCGGUGUUCGGCAGCGACGAUGGCGACGAGGACGACGAGGACGACGAGUGCGAGGAGGCGCGGGCGGAGGAUCAGCGGAACGGUAACACGAUCGGGGGGAUGGUCUUACCGGCCACCGAAUCGGCGAUCGAGAAGGAGGAGGAGGAGGAGGACGAGGAAGAGGAUGACGUCAUCAUCGCGCCGUCGAGAGCCGUCGCAGCAACGGCAGCGGUAGAGCCGAGCAACGGGACGAGUAGCAACGCCAACAGCGCAUCUACCACCACCGCCGUCCCGUCGUCGACCGGCAACAACAAGCGCAAGAAGCGCAAGGGCAAAAAGAAGAAGUAGAACCCGGGAGGGGAGGGCGAGCGAAUGAUGAUCUGUAUUCUUCCAGGAGUGUGUGCGCUCCUUCCUUAGCCUAAUUGUGUAAAACGAUUUUAACGACAACAAACGACGAACCGGUAUAUUGCGUUAGGCUCCUCCUUUAUUUUUUGGGGUAAAACGACAGGAGCAAUCAAAAAAGGGGAGAGACUUCAGUUCAUUUUAACUACUAAUCCCCCUUGUGGACGCUCUAAAGCAGCUCUUUUGGAAUACGUCACACAAACAGUCAAAUUCACCGCGAUGUGUGGUGAAGGGCGGGAAAAGAAACGAUAACAAUAUAAGGGCGCAGCUAAGGCUUAAUAUAAUAAGUGUGUUUGUGUGUGUGUGAGUGCGCUGGAUAGGCAGCUUACUUUCUCCCAAUAUUUUUUACAAUUAUUAUAAUUUUUCUUCAAUGUCUAAUGAUGCAUUAACUUUUACGAAAGCUAGAGAAACCGAACGGUUUCCUUUUUUUUAUUUUCUGUAAGAAAGAAUAGUUUAACACAGACGCCCGAGUAGAUAGUAGAAAGCAAGGGAAAAACGAGACUUUAAUACGUUAUGCACUUCACAUACACGCUACGGAUAUAUAUACUUCUUUUUAUUACAUCAGUGGCAAUAAUGAUCAUCUAACGAAGCGUCAUGCCUUCCCGAUUUCUUUCUUUUUUCGAGCCCUCCUUCCCAGUAGCCCGUUUAUCUCUUAAUAUUUAUCGCGAGACGUGCGAAGGAGCGAGCUUGGUUUUGAAGCACAUGAUCGCUAUUUUAUUAAUUAUGUUUAGUUUGAUUUCUCGCUUCUUUCUUUCCCUGCGUUUUCUAACCACGAAAAGAAGUUCCACCCCCAAAAAAAACGCGUUUAUAAUCACUUCCUUUUUCUUUUGUUUUAAUUAUUGCUUUACAAUUAAGGUUUAUUAUAUUUAGCAUUGUAGCAAACGUUCACAGUGAGCGCGCAGAAACGGCAUGGGAGCCUGGAAGUAGAGGGGGGGGGGGAGGGGGUUGGGACCAUGUUGGUCGUGCAUUGAUUUUAUUAGUGAGUGUGAGUGAGUGCCCUAGGAGGAUGAGGCGCGUGCACUUAUUUUUCCGUUGCGAUUUCCGUUUUUAAACCAAUCAUCAGCAAGUGAGAGCAGCGCCAAACGACAUUCCUGUUUCGGGGAGGGCAGGGCGCAGUUUCUGCUUGGAUGCCUGCACGACCAGUCCGCCCCGGCAUCCCUCCGGCAAGGCCCUCCUCCAGCCGGGCCCGCGCUCGAGAUGCGAAACCCCUUUCUUAUGGCAAUAUGUAAACGAAGCGAAAUAAAACAACUAUUUAACUCAAA